AUGUUCGAAAAUGACAUGAAAUGGUUGUCAUUUUCGAUUGUCAUCUUUACAGAUAUCAAUGACUGCCUUGGUGUUAUUUGUGAAAAUGGUGGAUCAUGCAUUGACAAUUUAGGCUCAUACACGUGCUCAUGUUCUAAAGGGUUUACAGGAAAGAAUUGUGAAAAAGAUGUUAACGAGUGUGCAGGAUUCCUACAUGGUGGAUGCGAAGACAUAUGUAUAAAUACAGUCGGCUCUUUCCAUUGUAAAUGCAGCGGCAACACUACUUUGAAUAGCGAUGGCAUUUCUUGUGCUGGUGGAGAAAACGUCACAAGCAUUUUUGCUCGCCAUGGUAUCGUCCGGAAGCUCUUACCUCGCGGGUGUUCAACUAUACUGUUGACCAGAUGUACGGACGGAAAUACGGUUGAUGUGUUCAUGUCCUCCACUUCUCCCUGGUACAAGCUACGGUCAAACAAUAGCAUUAUAUACACAUUUGGAAUUGUUUUUGUAGAGGUCAACACAUUGUCUCUACCCGUUUCAAUUAGCGGCAUAGAAAUUGUGAGAAGCAAUGAUAAUUUUGCCAUAGUGACAGGUUCCCUUGCUUUCAAUGAUAAUGAUGGUAUCGCCUAUGGAGAAGACAGAAAACUUGAUUGUGUCACUUUCUCUUUAACUCCAAGAGAUAUUCGCGACUUUCUAACAUCAUCGUCAUUUAUGAGGUCUGUUUUUGCAAACCUCGAAGAUGUUCUGCCUGACUGGUUAAAAUUUUCACAGACAGGGACAGACAUCUUAAGCGUAAACGAUUUGCAAACACAACUUUUACAGGGAAAAGAAAUACAGACUGGUAAAUGUAGAGGGGCACCUACCCAUGAAAAUCGUUUGUACACUGUCCUGAAAUUUGGCAGUAGUUUUUCAAUCAGUCUAUACGGGGAUGAAGUAGAAAUACCGAAGAUGAUAAGAAACGAACAGUUUUGCCUGAUUAUUGACAUUUGUCAAGAUUAUGGUGGCUCGCUUUUCUUAAUCAUCCCGGAAGAAUCAAGGGGUCUACUUAACAACAUAGGCAUGAUCUACAAAUUCAGACAAAAAUACGGGAUCGAAAUUCAGCCGGUCGGAGUUGGUUUAUCUUUAUUUAGGCAUAUAAACGUAAGAUAUUCUGCAACGUCACUUCGGCUUUGGAAAGGAGAUGAAUAUUUUACAUAUCGGAUUAUGCCGGAAGCAAAUUUAUGGGUUGGUGGUGGAGCGACAUGGUCACUGAAAGGAGAUAAAUUUUCGGCGGUUGUGAAAGCUAAUUCGAAUAUCUUUAUGUCUGUGCCUAGUCCUCAAAACAUAUUGAAGAGCGUGUUUCUCAGAGAAUGGAACGCUUAUUUGAAGCUUAACCUUCUUGGGUCUAUAAGUCUUACAUUUAAACUGUUUGGUAAAAGCCAGACUUUAACACUUAGAAACGCGGGUGCAGCCGAUAUUGAGGCAUAUGCUUCUCUUGGAGGACAGACGCAAAGGACAUGGUGUGGUAAAGAUGCUAAUCCUGCUGGAAUGUUCACCUCAUUAUUGGUUGAUGUUAAUCCAUUUCGGGAGGUACCUAUUCUUAAGCAUGGACUUUUUGAUUUCAGCAACAGGAUAUACGUAUAUUUUGCUACAAAUCCCACGCCUACAGUCAACACGGCCAACAAUAUUGAUAUUAUCCACGACAUAAUUGACUUGAAAGGAAUGACAGAAAUAUUUAUAAAUACCACUGUAGAAAACGUCUUUCGAUAUAGCUCACUGCUUGUCAACCAGUCAGUGGUAAUGCUCAGUCAUCUUCAGAAUUCAGCUAGGCAACUAACCACAUCUUUGGAAAAUUUUGUACAGGAACUAAACAAAGGUGAAGGAAAUAUCAUAUCUCAUCUUGUUGGAAAUAUUUCGACAAUUUGGAACAAUGGAUGGAAAAGACUGCGAAAGGACGCUGAAAACUUUUUAGAUUCUAUUGAACACAAUACAGUUGUAGCUAAGUAUAACUUUACAAGACUAAUAUAUCGAGAAAUAGAUCAUUUGAAGGAAAAUAUUCAAAACGUUAUUGAUAAGAUUACUGCACAAAUUAUGCAUCUAUUUGAGAAUCCUCAGGGGUUCGGAGUUCGGUAUAAAGGUAGCCUCAAAAUAUUUUUUCUGAAAAUAGCUGGCCUUGAAAUUGAACUUGUUUAUUCCGUAGAUCGAUUAGGAACAUGUGGUCGUUUCAGUAAAGUCUACGAAUUACUCAGAGGUGAACGUGCUGCAAGAAUAUACGCUGUGGUUUCAACUGGUCUUGUCAAGUUAGCCCCAUUCCUACGCAUGCACGUCGGAUAUGGCAUAGGAAUUGCCAUGAGCAUUGAUACGCCAGGAAAGAUGAUAGCACAGUUACAUGCAGAAGCUAGCGUUCUUGGUAUUUCCGGAAACGUAGACGUUUUCCUAACUCAGACUGGACAUUACUUCAUCAUGCAAGGUAAGGUCUGGAACACAUUUAUGGCAGAACUAACCGUGUUAUUUGAAAGUGCUGGGAACGGAAUUGAAUCAUUUAAUGUUCGUGGAAGACUACUAGCAAACGCUGGGGAAGGCGACUCAUUUGAGAGUAGUUACCUCGACGGACUAAGAAAGAUUACAAGAAAAUUUGCAGACGAAGCAAAUAGACGGAUAAGUAGUGUUCAGAAUGCAUAUAGCACUGCACAGCGAGCAUUAACCAAAGCUCAAGACUGGCUAGAAGAAAAGAAAGUUGUUAUCCAAAGUGCCAAUAAAGCUUUUGACAAAGCAGUGCAGUCAUUAGAACACGCAAAAGAUAAAUUGGAAGAAGCUAAAAUUCCUUUUAGAAAUGCAUUGAAUAAACUGAAUGAAGCUCAGAGAAAGGUAGAUGGAGUAUGCAAGAUAAGAGACUGCAGGCGAAUAUGUGUUCCAGGCUUAAAAUGUAGAAUAUGUUGGAAAAAGGUAUGGUUUGUCAAAAUACCUUAUCCUUGUUGCCAUUUUACAAGCUGCAUGUUUUCGUUCCCAGACCCGAUUUGUGUUGCAAUUAACCUAGGCUGUAGAGCUGUACGUGCUAUCGCAUACCUAGCUCUAGAGGCUGCGAAAGUGUUUGUGCGAAUUCCUAUGUUGGCAUUAGACGCUGCUAAACUCCUUGUAUCAGGUGCACAGUUUGUUGUUGAUAAAUCACGAGCAGUUCUUGACAUAGCUACUGGAGCCCUUGAUUUGGCACAGCUAGGACUGGAAGGAGUCAAAGGAGUAUUAGAAGGAGCCAAAUAUUCACUGGAAGCGGUUAAAAAGGUUGUUGGAUGGGGUCUAAGAGCUUUAGAUUUUAUCAUAAAAUAUGGUAUACAGAGCAUUAUUGAUGUGCGAAACUGUGGAUUUGAAAUGAAAGUAUCAGUUUAUGACUCUACUGUGUUUCAUGUACAAUGUGAAAUCAACUUGUUUAGACAAGGGUUCAAAUACGUUAAACUUGGCGUUAAUUUUGGUAAUCCCAUACAAAGUAUUUGGCAAGCCGCAAAGGGAACUAUAGAUACAUUUGUUGAUGUAACGCGUCUAUCAGAAAAAAAGAAGCGAGACAUAAAAUCUGAGGCUAUGUCUGGACUGCAUAAAGUAAUACGAGAAACACGUAAUGCGGAUAUGACGUCUGACGAUUUUGAUUUAUAUAUAAACGAUACGAUUGAUACUAUCUUCAGCACAAGCGGAUUCAAGCGAAAUGUUUCUGCAGGGGACUAUGAAAAUAGAGUAGAAAUGUUUCUAGAAAAAUGCGUUAUAAUGCGAAAUGCAAUGUCAUUUUUUACAGAAGCUGUACAAGUUCUUUUUGAAAUGGCGAAUGAAACAGCAAAGACCCUAAACAAUGCGUCGUCUUUGGACGAAUCGCUAGGAGGAUUCAACAUUGACGACAUAGCUUCAAAUUUCUCAAUUGAAAAUAUAGGCGUUAACACUGAUGCAGCUUUAAACGACUUCAAUAUGAGUGUUGAGGAUAUCGAAGGAGCUAUGCAAGAGGCAAAGAACAAUUUAACAAAUGAUCCUUUGCUUUCUGGUAUCGAUGGUUUAUCAAAAGAAGCAAAAGCCUGUCUUAAAAACCAAAUAGAAGAUGCAAACAAUAUUAAACUAGUCAACCACUGGCUUCUUGUGAUGGAAAAUGCAACAUCCGAAUAUUUUAAUGAAGAAAGCUGCAUUUCUUUCUUGGACUGUGCUCAUUUUGCCGUUUAUCAGCUGUACGGAUUAUUUGACGCAGAAAAUGUAACAAACAUGUCUAGAAGUUUAAAGGCUAUAUCUCAGUUUGAAGAUCUCUUUCUCGAAUUAACAGGAAAUGCAUCUCAAACAGUUGUUGAGGUCUACGAUCUGACACAGGCAAUGAUAACAAAUCUCAAAGAAAUCAACGAUUACGAUGUGUUCUGCUCUGAACCACCGAAACUGUUAUCUCAGAUAGCGAAUCAAAGUGUCACAGAAGGAAGCAUCUUACGACUUUAUUGCAAUGUAACUGGCAACCCUCCUCCUCAGAUAUGGUGGUUCCGCGAAGAUCAAUAUUUACCGGAGCAAACGGGUAGAAUCCUUGAAAUCAAUAACAUAUCAAAAACAGACGGAAAGAAAUAUCGUUGCGUCGCCGGAAAUCUAGUAGCAAAUCUUUCAUCAGACUUUACUGAUGUCUUUGUAUCAGAGGAUGCCCCGGUUGUAACAACGCAAAAGCCCAGCAGUUUGAAAUCUACAGAUGCUGCCUUUAUAGGCAAGACUACAUACGAUAUAUAUACUACAGACAAAUCUGUUGUAAGAAAGGGAGUGAACAAAGACAGUGACGAUUCAACAAGCCUUGCCAUAAUAUUAUGCACCACGAUACCUGCUCUAGGUCUCAUAGUUGUUAUAGGCGUUGUAUCAGCAUGGCGUAUUCAAGUUAGGAAACGGGCAAGAAAAGCAGACAGUCCUGGAAGUAUUACCAGUUUGAACAUGGUGCGCCCUGUUGUCCACAAGCCCGUAAUUAACACAAAGGUCAUUGCAUUUGAGGCACCUUCAAAGUAGAGAGUGUUAGCAGACUAUUGCACAGACACGUUUAGGCUUUUUCUGACAGUUAUUUUAUAUAGAUGUUAUUUGCUAGUGAUUUAUAAUGACAUUUGAUAGUUUUCUUUAUCAGGCGCUGAACCAAUAUUUACCUAGACAGUCAAAUUAUUUGUAGUGUCUUCUGAGCCAUUUCAUUUUGUACGAGAGAUCAUAUCCUGUUUGUUAUAUUUUCAAAUACGUAACUUACUUGCAUGUUUCUAUAAAUGAUUGGCAGAAAAUGAAAUAUGAAACUAUACGUAGCUCUCCAUUGAUACUUUGACAAUAUCUAUAAAACUUUCACACUUGUACAGUGUCACUAUAUUAAUUAUGCGUCACAGUAGCAAUAAUUUCUAUUCAUUCAAUGUAGCAAUUCUUAUCCACUUAUCCACCACACAAACACAAAUAAAAUUUUAUGUUUUCAUAACACGAGCGAAAUUCUUUGAUAAAUAAGCAUUCAAUGAAUUUGAUAAGAAAAUAUUCGCUGAAUAUGUAUGUAAGACUUAUACAAACAUACAGUUGGCUAACAUAAGGGCUAAUUUUCUUCUAGUUUGUAGAGGGACAUGAAAGUUUUUUUAAAUGGGCAUAUCUUUCCUUAUAAAUAAUGACUACAUUCCAUUAUGAAUUCAAUCAAUCAGUGUUUAUUUUUGAAACUUUUAAAAAUGGAAAAAUGGGUAGAAAACUGAAUAAAGGAGUACCGACAUAUCUCACUUUGUUUGUAAUUUAACACGUUAUUACACUAUAUACAUCUACACAAGGUAUGCUACACUUACUUUGAAAUGUUGCUAUGGUAAUAUUAAAGAUAUUGGCGAAAUAUCAACGUUUAGUUUGAAAAUUUGUUAGGUUUAGAGUCAAGCAUGCACAAUUUAAAAUGUUAGAAUACAAACGAAAAUACAUCAAAAUAGCCAUAUACGGUAAACAAAAUAUGCAUAUAUAAUUCAAAUCAUAUUAUCUUUUUUUGAACUUUAUUUGCCUCUGAAUGUGCUUGUCUUUGAGCAGCGCAUUUAAUUUGUUGAAUUACAUGUUUCACUAUCAAUAUAUUUGAUGUUUGUUUUACACUUCCGCUAUAACUACGUCUUUUUUUUAUAUAGACCAAACUUAUUUGUAGUUUUCUGAACUCUUUUCACGUUAGUCAUUAUAAUGUUGCAGUGUAAUUUGUGUUUUG
This is a messenger RNA of Mercenaria mercenaria, 6133 nucleotides long. RefSeq lists its product as uncharacterized. The transcript is spliced from 9 exons. Bases 1 to 4953 code for a protein of 1650 amino acids. Gene Ontology annotation, molecular function: calcium ion binding. The record is from RefSeq and is a predicted model, not a curated record. Lineage: Eukaryota; Metazoa; Mollusca; Bivalvia; Venerida; Veneridae.